Molecule: messenger RNA, 1318 nt
Organism: Cuscuta campestris
Lineage: Eukaryota; Viridiplantae; Streptophyta; Magnoliopsida; Solanales; Convolvulaceae
Source: the annotation of a GenBank genome assembly
GGGUGGGUAAUGUUCUUCAGUUCUUGCUUCAUUCAUACGGAGUUGUGCCCGUGAGACUGUGACUGUCCAUGGCCGCUUUCUCAUAUCCAUCCCUCUCGUGGUGCUCUGCAUCUGUUCCAAUUUCGUCAUCCACCUCCCGAUAUUCUUCGUGUCUGUACCCGGUUAAUGCUCAAUCGCAUCAUAUAAAUUCACAAUCAGGUUGCGCAAGGGUCCAUGCCAAGUUUGAGAAGUUCCAAGGGCAGGAAAAUCGCGGUCAGGACUUCUCUGAGCGAAAUUCGUUAGUCUCACAAUCGCAUCCAAGUCCAGACGAAGAAGACGAAGAUGACAGUUGCUUACCUAGUGGUUUGGAAGGUGCCAUUCAACAGUCUGCUCAUGCAAGUGCAACUUUUGUGUCUUCUGGGGGAAUGAGGGCCAUAGUUGAGCUUCUAAUACCUCAGUUGCAAUUUCUUGAUGAUGCGGGUGCACAAGCUGAACUCUGGGAACUAUCUAGGAAGUUUUUGAUAACAUUAGCCGAAGAAACAGGAAACCAGAGAGUUAAAGCCAUAUUUCCAGAUGCUGGAGCAACUGCACUCCUGAGGCAUCAGUGGCAAGAUUCUGCUUUUGGUUUUUCUAGUCUUGGUGACCGGAAUCCAGUUGACAAAGAAGAUAAAAUUGUUGUCAUGGUUGUUCCUGAUUAUCAAAUGUUGGGAUAUGUUGAAAGAAUUGCCUCUAAUCUGUCAGAUGAUUUGCCUAGGCCUCUAAUCAUGUGGAAUCCACGCCUUGUUAGCCAAGAUGUUGGUGUUGGUAUCAAUGUGCGCAGAUUGAGGCGCAACUUCUUAAGCACCUUCACAGUUGUUUACUCAAUGAGACCUCUUCCAUCUGGAGCUGUCUUUAGAUGUUAUCCAGGAUUGUGGAAGGUGUUCUAUGAUGAUAAGUUUCGGCCAAACCGUUAUCUCCUUGCCAAGGAACAGAUUAGAUGCCCCACUUCUGAUGAACUUGAGAUAAUAUUUGGAGAUGUAGAUGAUAAGCAAGAGAAGGGUACAUCUCUCUUAGAUCAAGCAGCUGCAUUUGUGUCUUCCAUUACCGGUUUCUUGAAAGUGAUUUCAAGAUAAGUUAGUUUUAUCAAGCAGUCGGAAUCUUGUUUUUCUCAUACUAGAGCCAUACUUGCAUAGCAUUUUAAUUUUUAUAUUGUUCAAUUUAUCUAUAUAUAUAUAAUAUUCCUCUUUCUACUUAUGAGAAAUACUUUUGUGGCUCAUAUCUUUUCACUCAUUUGCAUGACUUUCAACCAUACAAAUUUAUUUUUCUUAAACAUUGUGGCAAACAAAAUAUGGACUAGUAA